Messenger RNA from Penicillium diatomitis, 798 nucleotides. RefSeq lists its product as uncharacterized. The transcript is spliced from 2 exons. The record is from RefSeq and is a predicted model, not a curated record. Bases 1 to 798 code for a protein of 265 amino acids. NCBI's taxonomy places the organism in Eukaryota, Fungi, Ascomycota, Eurotiomycetes, Eurotiales, Aspergillaceae. Gene Ontology annotation, molecular function: protein binding.
AUGAGAAAAACGAGUGUCUCUGAAGAUCCGAAUCUGGCGGAGAAUCUGGAUGCCUUUCUUACCUCAUGCCACGACCAAGUGGUAACCAUUCGCGUCAAGUCAACUGAAGGAAGGGCAUUCAGGGUCUCGAAAAAACUGUUGACUGAGAAGGCCCCAUACUUCGCCAAAAUGUUUUCGGGCGGCUUCUUGGAAAGUGAGAAAGAUGAGGUCCUCCUCGAAGAAAUCGAUGGGGUCGUCUCCGAAGCAAGCGUUGCCACACUUAUCUUCUGGUUCUACAAAGAUGAGAUCAAAUUGACCCUGGGAACUUGUGAAUCGGAGAGGACUUCCCGGACUACACUCUAUAUCUCUGCCGCGAUCGAAGUUGCAAGGCUGGCUGAUAUGUACGGCGUCACUGGGUUUGAAGAACCGCUGGCAGAGUCAAUCAGACAGUCUCUGUGUUCGUCCUUCGAAUGGGGUGAUACGGGACUCGAGAAUAUUUACGAUCAAGAUUUGGCUUCCUCAGAGAAUCUCCCCGCGGGGCAUCCUGUACGGCGAGCGUUGGCAAAGACUUUCGUUGCAAGUCUCAUGAGGUCGUGUGAUUAUCGAAAUUUUGCCUCCGAUCAGCUGACGGCAUACCCAAACCUCGCGGUGGAGAUAAUACGGGAAACGAUAAAAGCUCUGGACACACUUGAAACUCCCAAGCGUGGGUUUACGAGGUUCACCAUAACUGAUCCGAUCAACCUUAAGGAUUGUGGCCUGAAACUCCCAGGUCUCAUUCGUAACCCGAGCGACCGGAAUCUUCAACAUGUCUGGCUCUAA